AUGGCGACUGCUGCAGGGCACGACCUCCCCCUUCGUGGUUACUCUCAGCCCCCUCCCCUCCAGUCAGGUUUUGUGCCUCAGUCUGCCUCGCCGGCGCGAUCAGACGUGCCGCCGGCCUCGCACUCUUUCGCCCCUUCGGGAGGGUUCGCGUCGGGUUUCACGUUACCUGCUGGUGGGUCUGCAGCGCUGGCUUUGAGCGAAAACAACGCUGGAGAGGGACCGCCGCUGCGGUCGCGAACGGUCCGCUUUGCGCCUAAGCGGCAGUACCGGAGCUAUUCGCCGUCAAAUCCCGCCCCCCUCGUGGGCCCAGACAGCUUUCACGGAGGCUCGGCGGCGCUCCUCUCUGGGUUUGCUUCCGAACCAGCUCAAUUUCCGAACGUGCCGCAGGGCAACUUCGCCGGCUACCACCCUCAAGCCGCCAGCCUCAGCUCACGCCCCUUUAUGAAUGUCAGUACGGCCCCCGCGCCAAGUUCUGCCGCGCCGGGUUACAGCAUGAGUGGUGCUGCGAGAACUCCUUACGCGCCUUCCUUCCCCCUGGCCAGCAAAAGCGUAUCGCCUUCCAGGCAACUGAUGCCAUCAGGAACGGGGCUCAGGGCGCCGCAGCAGAUCCAGUCUUUGGGGUCGAUGGCGCCCGCCGGAUACUCUGCUGUCUCUGCGGCCGCCGGGCCCGUUGCGGGGUUCUCGCGCUUUUCCACCGCGAAAUCGAUACCUGCAGGGUUGCAGGAGAUGCGGGCGUCAGCGCAGCUGCCUCCGCAGGGUUCGACUUUCGUGAGCGCGGGGUCCUCUGAGCCGAUAAAUGCAAGCGACAGCGCGGCUCCGGGGCAAUUCGCGACUGUGGCCUCGUCUGAAGCGCUGGAGCACGCCCCGUCUCGGGAGCGAUCUCUCAUGCGGGGAGUCACCAUGGACGUGGGCGAGAGGCAACUCAAGCUCCAGCAGGACAUGAAGACCCUGCAGGAGAGACAGCGCACGCUGCUCGCUCAACAGGCCAAGCAGUUGCAGCAACAGCAAUUGCGGCCUCCAUGGCUCGUCCCCUGCGGGGUUACCCCCAAUGCAACGCGCCUCGCAACGAUCACGGUGCUGCCGCCGAAAGAAGGCGAGGCAGCGGGAAGCAGCGCCAGAAGCGGCAGUUGCCCCAUUUUCUCGCGAUGUGCCGCGGGCUCACGCAACCGAAGCGGUGGUUCCCGCGCGGGUCGCACGCGCCGCAUCGGGGUGUAUGUGCAGCCGCCGGCCAGCGCAGCUAGCCGAGGCGCGUCUGCGGCUGCGGACGUGCAGAUGGCGGGCGAAGAAACGGGAGACGCUGCAGCGUGCACUAGCUGGCUGUGCGGACCCGAGAAGACGCCGAGUCGGCCGGCUGGAUUGCCCGCUGGCCACCGCUACAGUCCCGGAGCUGCAGCUGCGGGAGGUUCUGCGAAUCAGCCGCUCGUCCUCAAGGUCAACGUGGUGCCUCCAAGAGCUGGGGCGUCCGCAGACGCAGCAAAUCCAGGAGUCGGGGGGGUGACACAGGCCCCCGCAGCGCUCAAUCCCGCUGCAAGCGCGGAAGACGGAGGCGUCGACCCGCGUACGCGGCAACUCUGGGAGGAAAACGAGUUCUUGAAGCAAGAGAACGCCUUCCUCAGGGCUCAACUCGGACGCGCCCGCGCCGACGAUAUGAACCGGCGCUUCUCAGAAAUUGAGUCUCGGCGGCGGGCGGAUGACGACGUGCGCGGCCACGAAACCCUCAUUCAGGAACAAGAGGAGGAAAACCGAAAGCUCCGCCGACAAAUCGCGGACCUCGGCGCUGCGCUAUACGCAGCCACGGAAGACGGAGACUUUCGUGCCACCACGGAGGCUCUCGUCCAGAUGCUCACAGACGCACACAAGGAAGUGGCGAGUCUGAAGAAAGCGAUGCGCUGUGAAGCGCGAAGCGCGCAUGCUGCUCAGACUGACAUCAUGAACGCGCUGAAGCUUGUCAACCGAGGAGGAGAUGUUUUUGCGACGGAUCCGAACGACGUGACUGUCGGCGAAGCGGCCACAGACUCGUUAGUCAGUCAAGGCAAGCGCCUCGUCGCCCAGGGCCAGGAGAGUGUCUGGACGGCGCUGAGCUCCAUGAAGGACCUCGUGGACCAAGUCUUCGACCGGAUGAAGCGGCUGCUCACCAGCACCUGCACGGAUGAGGAGAAGAUCCAGUACCUCGAAAGUCUCCACCUGUUGGUCGUCGGAAGCCUCGAUGGGACUCUCGAGGCUUACGACGAGUUGGCGGCCACAUGCAGCAAAUUCGACCAGCUCCGAGCAGUGGUUUUUGAUCCAAAGCGAAACAGUCCAUACUGCCCUUGCAGGCCGCGGCGCCAGGUGCUGGAAGACGAUUUGAAGCACCUGACCCGUCAGAACAAGGAAGCCUCCGAGAAGCUUCGCCAGCUGCGCGCGCGUGUCGUCAAGCUUGAGAUGGAGAAUCUGAAGUUUUAUGUCAAACAGGCCGAUGGGGUCUCGGAAGCGGAGUCACGGCUCGCGGCAUCGCUCUCCACUAAUCAACUGGCACGCGAGUUGAGUUCUCGAUCUCAGUCGCCCUUCCAGCGGGACGCUCGAUCCGGCGACCGCACCUUCGACGAGACUACGUCAGAUGGCCACGAACGAGGCCGGCAGGCGGGGCGGAGAAAGGGCAAACGCGAAAGCAAGACGAAGCUGAUCCUGAGGCGACGUGAUAUCGUGCCUGACUGCGACUCCGAGGAUGACGUCACGAGCUACCAAGUCACCACGGCUAUCAAGAAGCUGCAAAACGAGAUCGAGCGCCUGAAAGACGAACGGCAGUUCGACCGGACGAAGGACGCAGAGCGAGAGCAACAUCUCACGCGGCGCAUCACAGCAGGAAACCGAGCUCUCGCGGAGAUGUUGAACGACCAGGAUCGCUUGUUGGAGCAGCUUCUGCAGAUGAUUGACAAGAGGAACCACAUGUAUGCGGCAGGAGCAGCUGCGGCCGCUGAGCGCGCUCACCGUCAAGCCCUACAGGAAGACCUCGAACAAAGCAGGUCGCUGAUAAGCCAGUCGUCAAUGGCUCUGCUAGAGGGUCAGGCGCCGGAGCCAGGUGCUUUCAACCGGCUGCUCACGCGGCUGAAGAGUAUCAAACCCGUCAACAUGACUGACAUGACAGAUGAGGAACGAGAAUUGCUGCAGAUGGCGGUCAACGAGUUGACAGAGCAUUCCUAG
Molecule: messenger RNA, 3180 nt
Organism: Besnoitia besnoiti
Lineage: Eukaryota; Apicomplexa; Conoidasida; Eucoccidiorida; Sarcocystidae
Exons: 15
Coding region: 1-3180 (1059 amino acids)
Source: RefSeq, a predicted model, not a curated record